AUGUUUACUUCACGCAGGUUCCUUCUAACCCUGCUUGCCUCAGCAUCAUCAGGCGUCUUAAGUGCGCCCCUCGAUACGGAUGUCGUUGCAGCGGCUGGCCGAUAUGUUGUAACCCUCAAACCUCAUGCAGCCGUCGAUGUCGACCUUCAUGCUCGAUGGGUAGCUGACAUCCAUGCCCGAAACCUGCGGCGCCGCGGAGAUAUCACGUCAGGCUUGAGCUCUACUUUUAGCUUCAACGACUUUGCAGGGUAUGCAGGAUCCUUUGAUGAUGACACCCUCGAAGCCAUCAGGGCCAAUGUCAACGUUUCAUCCGUUGAGCCCGACAGCUUCUUUGCCUUGACCUCUUCAACGCCGCUUGAGGAGCAGGAGAACCCGCCCUGGGGUCUGUCAGCUAUCUCUCGCGCCAACCCACCUUCAUCGAACUCAAGCUACGUCUUCUACCGGAGUGCCGGCCAAGGAACAUUCUCGUAUUUCCUUGACAGUGGCAUCUACACCGAUCACGUCGACUUUGAAGGCCGUGCUAGUCUCGGCUAUGUUGCCGCUGGCGCGGAGAACGCCGUAACCGACGAAGCUCAUGGCACGGCUAUUGCCGCCGUCAUCGGCGGCAAUGUACAUGGUGUCGCCAAAAGGACCUCCCUCAUCGGAGUCAAGGCGUCGGGCUCACAUGGAGGGUCGCUCAGUUGGCUUAUUGAUGGUGUUGCCUGGACCGCCAAUGACAUUGUAUCGAAGGGGCGGGUUGGAAAGUCGGUCAUCAACAUCUCGAUGCUUGGGACCAACUCCCCCGCAAUCAAUAGUGCUGUGCAAGCUGUGAUUGACGCUGGCAUUCCAGUUGCCGUCUCAGCGGGGAACUACAAUUCUGAUUCGGCGGACUGGUCUCCGGCCAACCUGCCAGACGCCAUCACCGUCGCUGCUAGCAACAUCAAUUACCGCCGUUGGGCUGCGUCGAACUGGGGCCCAACGGCUGACAUCUUCGCGCCUGGUGAGGAUAUCUUGACUGCGGAUGUCAAAUCCCCUACAUCUACAAUCCGCCAUUCGGGAACCUCUGAGGCCGCACCAUAUGUUGCCGGUGUCAUUGCCUACUUGCUGGCUUUGGAGGGUCCUCGAACGCCGGCGCAGAUCAAGACCAGGCUUCUUGAGUUGGCUGCAAAGGAUCUGAUCAGUGACCCGCGAGGAGUUCCCAACUUCUUUCUCUACAACGGCAGCGGAGCUUGA
Verticillium alfalfae VaMs.102 is the source of this 1212-nucleotide messenger RNA. RefSeq names its product oryzin. Gene Ontology annotation, molecular function: serine-type endopeptidase activity. The record is from RefSeq and is a predicted model, not a curated record. The transcript has 2 exons. Gene Ontology annotation, biological process: proteolysis. NCBI's taxonomy places the organism in Eukaryota, Fungi, Ascomycota, Sordariomycetes, Glomerellales, Plectosphaerellaceae. The coding region runs from base 1 to 1212 and encodes 403 amino acids.